CCACCAUGAGCUUUUUAACAAAUUCAUGGGUACUUCUGAUAACCAACAGAAGGAGACUGUUGAUCCAUCCGAGGGCAUCAAAUCCACACCGUCCUGGUCGUCGAUGCCGAGGAGGUCAGAGAGAUCCACACGUGUGAGGACGGUGCUCAGUGAGUCCCAGCUCCACAUGCUGCAGACCUGUUACAGAGCUAAUCCCAGACCGGACGCUCUCAUGAAAGAGCAGCUGGUGGAAAUGACAGGCCUCAGUCCUCGGGUCAUCCGCGUCUGGUUCCAGAACAAGCGAUGCAAAGAUAAGAAGAGAGGUCUGAUGAUGAGAAGCACACAGCAGCAGCUUGAAGGCUGUCUGGUUUCAGAGGAGCCGCUACAGCUGGACAGUCCAGAGAGGCAGGACAGUGACGUGCUGAUAAACCCACCAUGGAAACUACUGACCGACUUCAUUCUACAGAAGGAUGCUGAACACAGAUCAUACCCGCAACUGGAAGUUUCCUGUUCUGCUGGAAGUGAAGUUGUGUCAAUAUCAGCUCAGUUAGCAGACACACCCAGCAGCCUGACAGCAAGUCCUGCAGACAUGAAAGAUGUGCAGGAAGCCUAUAACAAUAGGACCCCCUCUGCUCAAGACUUGCUUUGAGAAAAGAC
Messenger RNA from Sinocyclocheilus grahami, 636 nucleotides. RefSeq names its product insulin gene enhancer protein ISL-2A-like. The transcript has 5 exons. Gene Ontology annotation, molecular function: DNA-binding transcription factor activity, RNA polymerase II-specific; cis-regulatory region sequence-specific DNA binding. Bases 26 to 628 code for a protein of 200 amino acids. Lineage: Eukaryota; Metazoa; Chordata; Actinopteri; Cypriniformes; Cyprinidae. Gene Ontology annotation, biological process: neuron fate specification; axonogenesis; positive regulation of transcription by RNA polymerase II. Gene Ontology annotation, cellular component: nucleus. The record is from RefSeq and is a predicted model, not a curated record.